Molecule: messenger RNA, 307 nt
Organism: Sinocyclocheilus rhinocerous
Lineage: Eukaryota; Metazoa; Chordata; Actinopteri; Cypriniformes; Cyprinidae
Gene: nwk
Product: chromosome 16 C2orf66 homolog
Exons: 3
Coding region: 44-307 (87 amino acids)
Source: RefSeq, a predicted model, not a curated record
AACCCAACUGCAAACUGACCUGGCAAUCACAGCCACUGCAAACAUGUUGACAGUAUUGGCUCUGAUGACACUGCUGAUGGUCUCGGUUGAGUCGGACCUCUCAAAUGAAGAGUGGAAGUCUCUGAGUAACCCACAGAGCAGGACCCUGUUUUUCCGGAUCCUGCAGUCCUAUCUUGAAGGCAGAGAGAGUGAAGCUCAAGCGAUGAACAGGAAAACGAAUGUGAAGGAGAACAAAAACAGCAAUGUAGAAAAUACUGGUUAUGACAAGUAUGACCUCUUUCUUCACAAUGACAUUUAUGAUGUUUAG